AUGGCUGAAUGUGAACCUCCUCCAGUGCUAGACUACUUUUCUUCAGCAUCCGAUUGCUCCUCGACAACUCUAUCCACAUCACAUACCUCACGAAAUUCCUUCGAACCGACCUUCCUACCCUAUUGGGCCCGUUACGAGACCAAGUGUGCCCAAAACCUCUUGGACUGCUCCGACGAGCCGAUCGAGUACGACCACGACGACGAAGCCUAUAGCGAUAAUUGUUUUUUCUUCCCAGAAGACUGCUCUUGGACACCGCCCAAAGACUGGGUAGUGGAGGCAAAUCUCGUAUCAGUGGAAGCCGAGUUUCAGGUGGAGGACCGAACACCCUUGGCAAGCCCACAACCCGACACCAUGAUUCCCGGUCUUCCAGAUAUCAAGAUGCUGGACGCAGAAGCGUUAAGCGAUCUGUUGGAGGACAACCUAUCCCCACCAGAGAUCACAACCAUCAUCGUCUUCGCAACAAACGGCGCCGUCUUCGCGCACGGCUCCUCCCUCUCCUCCCGCCAACUCCGCAACCUCAGCGCCACCUACGGCGCCGCCUACACAUGCUACGCAAAAUCAGCCUCAAGCGGCAACCUGACCGGCGUCAACCCCGCUAGCCACCCAUCCUCCUACGUAACCGCACAAUCCAUGUCCCUAGGCGACGUAGGCUCGAUCGUAUUCGAACUAGAUGACUCCGUGGCCGUGGUCACCCGAAUCGCAGAUAAAGUGCUCGUGGCUGCCGUCGGCCCCUCCAAACCCGAUGCCGCUCCCGAGACCACACCAACCGACUACCUCACCGCCGACGGCACCGCUGAUGCAGCUGCACCGACUACACCGGACGGAUCACAGGCUGAGGGCCAGCGCACGCCCCUUGCCGUGCCUUCGCCGACGCCGCCACAGAACGGCCACCACGACCCGCAGUAUGAGAUCGAUCGCAGCGCCGAUCUGGCGCGCUUGGCUAGCUUGAAUCUGUCUGCGUCACCAUCUGUGCUGCUUGCGCUGGAAUCGAAGUGCGCGGCGCUGGGACGGUUCUUGGGACAGAAGCUUGAUGAUCUGGAGAGUCCUGAGGAUUUCUAG
Molecule: messenger RNA, 1059 nt
Organism: Penicillium soppii
Lineage: Eukaryota; Fungi; Ascomycota; Eurotiomycetes; Eurotiales; Aspergillaceae
Exons: 2
Coding region: 1-1059 (352 amino acids)
Source: RefSeq, a predicted model, not a curated record